This is a messenger RNA of Venturia canescens, 2167 nucleotides long. RefSeq names its product oxidative stress-responsive serine-rich protein 1. Gene Ontology annotation, biological process: cellular response to hydrogen peroxide. The transcript has 2 exons. Lineage: Eukaryota; Metazoa; Arthropoda; Insecta; Hymenoptera; Ichneumonidae. Bases 660 to 1589 code for a protein of 309 amino acids. The record is from RefSeq and is a predicted model, not a curated record.
GCGCACACGCAUACACGAAUAUGUACGUACCGACGCGUUGACGAUGAUGGAACAGAGACGAACACAAACAAAAUGGCGGUUGCGCGCAGUGGUCUGUUUAUUUACUACGUAUCGUAAAAGCGAUAAAAAAAAUCGUAAUCAUUUUCGAUAGAAACUAAUGGAGGUGUGAGAAUUCGAAAAUUUAUAUGAAAAUACGGAACAACCAAGAAUAAUACGAAUGUGUCGUGGGUUUACGCAAUUGAUGAGAAAUUAGUGCGAGUUUUUGGAAACGUUGAAAAGUGAUUGUCAAGAAUCUGCUGUUAAAGAGACAAAGAGAGUGAGAGCGAGGGAGGGAGAUGGAGAGAGUGAGCGAAUGAGUGAGACAGAGAAAGAAAAAAAAAUAAAAAGACAUCACAGUUUGUGACCGCGAGGUAGACAGGGACAGACACAUUGACGCUUUUAUAUUGCGUCUUUUCUUCAUGGUCAUUAUUCGGAAACCAAACAUAACCUAUUUGUUGUUUUGUGUUGGGUAACUUUUCUGCCUGUUCCCUGCUGCCUACCCUCCUCCAGUUUGGGUUUCGCGCUUCUUGAAACUUCCACCAUUUUUCACCGUACAACUGUCUCGCACAGUUUUCUUUUCGAAAUUUAAAAAAAUUCAUCAAGUUUACGUUCACUAUGCGAUGUAUGGGAAUAAGCUGAGAAACGUCGAUGACGAGUCUCUCCUUGGAAUUUCGAGCAUGGCCGACGAAUCGUUGCCGGCGAGCUUGGAAAAACUCGAAAUUGAUCGCGCUUCGAUCUCCACCGUUGAACGUUCAAGCGGCGAAUUGAGCGAGCGAUCGAAAUCCCUGAAUCCGUUUGUUUCGAGCUCGAGGAGUGUAAAAUCGCCGGUAGAUACGAGUUAUUUAUUCAGGCGAAGAUCAAUGCCGAACAGGCCAGCGCCGAGUUUCGUGAGUCCGCGGGGAGUGCAGACCACGUCGAAUUUCAAGUCUUCAAGAAGCAAGACGGUUUGUAAUCGUCCUCGGAAAAAAGAAAAAAAAAUACUGCGAGAAGCUGUAUUAAAAUUGAGCGAUUCGAGCACGGGUUCGAGUUUGAGCGAAAAUUUGGCCAACACGUUACUGAAGGAGGCUUGUAGAUUGAGCAUUUCGAGUAUAAGCACAAGAAUCUUCGGCAGUGGUAAUGCAACGAAAGAUUUUCGCGGUUUGAAUCAGCGGGACAAACCGGAUACGAGAAGGGUUAAGGACGAUGCGAGUUUACCGGUCGAAAGUUUCGAAACGAGCAGUUUUCAAAGAGCGCGGAGCAACACGAUGCCCAGCUUAAAAAGAAGAAGCCCCGGGCCAGGAGGGGGAGGAGAAGAAAACGAAAAUUCAAACGUCCAAACACCCGCGCCCUCGACAUCUUCGUCCUUGCUUCCGGUUCCCAUCGACCCCAGUCUCAAUUCCCAAAAUGGUGGACAAUCCUCGAGCACCGCUUCGUCAAGCACUUGCUCCGUUCAAGCUCGAAUCUCUCCUCCAUCCUGUGACGUUACGAUCGACGAACUCGCCAGCUACUUCGAGGAAUUCGUUCAUAUUCCAAAGAAGAUGUCCCACAUGGCUGAAAUGAUGUACAUUUAAAUUAUAACGGCCCAUUUCUUUUUCCCAAUUCGCGCUCCCAUUUUAACUUCAACGUUACUUUUUUCAAAGGGUUUCGACCUUUACAGAAAAACUCCGGCCUUCGGGCUUACUACCCAUUUUUCGUGUUCGCAAAAGUCAAUCGGCGGAGCGUUUGUAAUGACCAAUAUUACAGUCAUUGUUUGAAAUUUCGUAAAAUUUUCUCGUCCCUUUCCAGCCUAUUCAAAGUUUCCUCAGAGACAAAACGAAAACGAUCAAAUCUUAAUUAUAAAGUAAAUUGUGGCUGCCCUAUCGAACACACACAAAGUCCUAAUUUCGCUGUGAGAUGAACCGUUGAACGAGGAAUUGAAAAAUCUUUUCUCGAACGAGUCCUACAAUCAAUUUUUUCUCUUAUUUUUGUCAUAUUUUUUUUGAACCCGCGCUGACCACUUAUUUUUUAAUGAAAUAUUGUUUCAAUACGUCCCUUUUUCGUGUUGUCCCUCGCGUCCUUAUUUCCUACAUAAAUUAUAUAUCUACAUGUACGAUAAUGAUAAUUAUAAUAAUAAAAAAAGGUUAAUAAAAAAAAGUAUGAGCAUCGAGAA